AUGGCCCUGCACUUGUAUAACACAUCCUCUGUUUUACAGUUUAAUGGCUACAAUCUGUCAUAUGAAAGUGUCAUCCCUGCGUUUCUUUUUGCAACCCUCAACUACAUGAUCAUACUUUUCUGUAACCUCACGCUGAUUCUCACCAUAGUGCUGAACAAAUCUCUGCACCAGCCGAUGCACCUCUUCCUGGUCAGCCUUCCUAUCAAUGACCUGAUYGGUUCUUCAGCCUUCUUCUCACAGCUCAUUAAGGAAAUACUGACAAACAGCCAGAUGAUUUUAUUUUCAUCGUGCGUCACGCAGGCUUUCUUCAUCCAUAUCUACGCAGCAGGUUCCGUCUUCAUCCUGACUGCUAUGGCGUAUGAUCGAUACGUGGCCAUAUGCAAACCUUUGCAUUACAGCACUGUCAUGACUAAAGCUCACAUCCUGAAAAUAAUCACAGCAGUGUGGUCAUCCUGUCUGGUUUCAAUAGGGCUGAUUUUUAUUCUUCUGUUGCGUUUGCGCUUCUGUCGAUCUGAAAUAACUCAGCCCUACUGUGACAACCCAAGUCUGUUGACACUGGUUUGUGAAGACACCACCAUAAAUAACAUUUAUGGUCUUUUUAUAAGUGCUUUUACACAAGUGGUAGCUAAUGCAACGGUUUUUUAUACAUACCUCCAGAUCCUCCUUGCGUGUUUCAGAACCAAGCGGUCCGACACCAAAGCAAAAGCUCUGCAGACGUGUGGUACGCAUCUGUUUGUGUUUCUGCUGUUUGAGUGUUUAGGCCUUUUUACCAUCAUAUCGUACAGACUGAAGAAUGUUUCUCCACAUUUAAGACGAUUCAUGGGGGUGUCGACAUUGAUCUUCCCCCCAACAUUAAAUCCACUCAUCUAUGGACUGAAAACCAAAGAAAUUCGUGAAAAAGUUUUGACCUUUUUUAGAAAAAAAGUGCUUCUGCCUCAAUGCACCGUCUCCUAA
Molecule: messenger RNA, 954 nt
Organism: Austrofundulus limnaeus
Lineage: Eukaryota; Metazoa; Chordata; Actinopteri; Cyprinodontiformes; Rivulidae
Product: olfactory receptor 52K1-like
Exons: 1
Coding region: 1-954 (317 amino acids)
Biological process (GO): detection of chemical stimulus involved in sensory perception of smell; G protein-coupled receptor signaling pathway
Cellular component (GO): membrane
Molecular function (GO): odorant binding; G protein-coupled receptor activity; olfactory receptor activity
Source: RefSeq, a predicted model, not a curated record